This is a messenger RNA of Ceutorhynchus assimilis (cabbage seed weevil), 594 nucleotides long. The record is from the annotation of a GenBank genome assembly. NCBI's taxonomy places the organism in Eukaryota, Metazoa, Arthropoda, Insecta, Coleoptera, Curculionidae.
AUGUCCCAAACUGGAAAUUGCGCCGCUUGUAGCCUAGCUAUAACAAGAAAGCAUUACUCAAUCUUAUGGUUUUCCUGCGAUCAAUGGAACCAUAUUAAAUGCGUUGAUUUGUCUGUAGCUCAGCUUAAAAAUUUUGAAAUGGAAUUGAAGAAGUCAUUGAAGAAAUCCCGAGGUGAUCGCUGGAAUUGUCCUUCGUGCCUAAGAGCGGAGGUACAAAAAUCUCAAGCUAAUCGCAAAUCGCUCUCUCCUGUGCCAUCGUCCGUGCAGCCAGAGCGCAACCCAGGCGACCUUACAUUACUGGAUAUUAUGAAUAAGCUCGAUAGGAUGGAACUGGAAAGUAGGGAAUUGGCCAGAAUAUACAAUGAACAGCUUGAAGUAAAUAAUAAACUUCAGAGAGAGAUCGACAAUGUAAAUUCUCGAAUGCUUGCUGUAGAGAAUGAGCUGAAGAAGCGAAAUGGCCUCUCUGGGACCGAUCAAAGUGAAGAGUUUUAUCAGGAGUACUAUGACAGAGAGCAACAUUGCUUGAUGGAGUAUGCCAGCAACUUUAUUAUGUCUUUGGAGAUACUGCCUUGGGGCAAGGUAAGUGCAUGCUGA